Messenger RNA from Dendronephthya gigantea, 3024 nucleotides. Its product is annotated as translocation protein SEC63 homolog. Gene Ontology annotation, biological process: SRP-dependent cotranslational protein targeting to membrane; post-translational protein targeting to endoplasmic reticulum membrane. The transcript has 22 exons. The record is from RefSeq and is a predicted model, not a curated record. Bases 11 to 2353 code for a protein of 780 amino acids. Gene Ontology annotation, molecular function: RNA binding; transmembrane protein transporter activity. Lineage: Eukaryota; Metazoa; Cnidaria; Anthozoa; Malacalcyonacea; Nephtheidae. Gene Ontology annotation, cellular component: Sec62/Sec63 complex.
AAAAUCCAACAUGGCUGGAGCUCAGUUUGAAUAUGAUGAAAAAGGAACAACCUUUUAUUACUUUAUCCUUUGUUUUUGCGCUUUAAUUUUACUGCCGUUAUCUUACCUCGCAUUCGUACUAAACUCUGAAAAAGAAAAAGAGAAGGAUCAGUCUAGAGUGUGUCAUUGUGAAAAAUGUAAUGAAAAGAGAGUGAAGAAGUCAAAACAAAAACCUAAAACAACAUUUCUACGUAUUGCAAGUCGUAUUGUUGUCGUCAUCCUGUGGAUAGCCUUGCUUUAUGGUGUAUAUCGUGUGUCACAAUUUGAGCGAGAUUUCAUUGAAUAUGAUCCUUUUUCUGUGUUAGAGAUAGACAAGGGUGCAAGCGCUGCAGAAAUCAAACGUCAAUACCGCAGGCUCAGUAUGAUCUACCAUCCCGAUAAAGAAAGUGGGGACGAGAGAAAAUUUAUGAGAAUUGCCAAAGCUUACGAGGCACUAACAAACGAAGAAUCUAGGAAAAACUGGGAGGAACAUGGCAAUCCUGAUGGACCGCAAGCAACAACAUUUGGUAUUGCGUUGCCAUCGUGGAUUGUCAGUGAAGAGAACUCGCUAUUGGUUCUUGGUGCUUAUAUUUUUGCCUUCAUGAUCGUCCUUCCCGUUGUUGUGGGUACCUGGUGGUAUCGUUCCAUCAAAUACGGCAAUGAUCAGGUUCUAAUGGACACCACAAAAGUCUAUUUUCAUUUCUUCUCAAAGACACCUUGUAUGCCUCUGAAAAGAGUGAUCAUGGUCUUUUCUGGCUCGAUGGAAUUUGAGAAACGAUACAAUCAAGAAGUCCAGGAACGACCCAGUGACAAUGUCGAACUUCCGAAAUUACUUCACGAGCUCAAGACAGUGAACGAGAAUACUAAAGAAAGUCCAUUUAAUUAUGCAUUCAGCGUGAAAAGCCGAACCCUCAUACUAUCUCACAUUGAGAGAUUACCACUUCCCGAAGAUACGUUACAAAAAGAUUUGGAGUUGAUCUUAAAGAAAUCGCCAUUACUUAUUCAAGAGAUGGUCAACUGUAUAUCUCAGUUGUAUUAUUAUCACAAAGCAGAUGCUGGUGUUGCAAAGGCCCCGCAUUUGGACACCCUGGAGAAUGUGAUAAAGUUCAGCCAAAUACUAACGCAAGCGACCAGUUACACGAAAUCACCGCUUCUUCAAUUACCACACAUUUUACCCGAGCAUCUGCGCUAUUUCGCAUCAAAAAAGAGAAAUGUAAGAAACGUCUCAGAACUUUUGAAAAUGAAGAAAAGUGACAGAAAGGACAUGUUGAGAUUUCUCAGUGAUGAACAGUAUAGGGAUGUUAUGGUUGUUGCAGAAAUGUUUCCACAUAUUGAAAUGAAUGUCAAACCUCAUGUAAUGGAUGAUGAAGACGAGGGUGUCAUCACGGCUGGAGCAGUCGUUACUGUCGAUGUUCAAUUAACAAGAAGCUCACUCAAGGAAGUGUGUUGUGAUGGCGAGGACGAGGAAGAUGAAAACCCAAUCGACGAGCUUCCGCCAGAAGAAGACCAUGUCGAGGAAGUAAAGAAUGUAACUAAGAACAAGGUUUGGCAAAAAACAAAGAGGAAACCCAAGAAAACGAAGCCGGUGAAACAACAGCCGAAGAAGAAGCCCGUUAAACAAGCUGCAAAACAAAAGGACGAAUCUCAGAGCAAAGAUGAAGAGAGCAAGACUGACGGAGGAAGAGACGAGGCAAAGAGAGAAAGAAACGAACUACGGCAGAGAAGCCCUGGGAAAAGGGCGAAUAGAAAGAAAUCCGAAGAUCUUGAAGACAAUGAUAAUAUAGAGGAUACUGAUGAUAUCGAUCGCGAUAAUGAUGAAGAUCAUUCCGAUAUUGAUGAUAACAGUGAUGAUAAUGCAAGUGUUUCUGGGGGAAGUAUCAGCGACAGUGAAGCUGAUUACGAUGAUGAUAUUGAGUGGCAGAGAAUGCAGGAAGGUGUGGAAAAAAUGGAGAAAGUUCUGGACAACAAGCCCAAGACAAGCCAUGACGUGCAUGCUCCGUAUUUCCCUGAUGAUAAGCAAGAAUGGUGGUGGGUCUACAUCACUGACAAGAGAAGGCAGGAGAUAGUGGCUGUACCCACGCAAGUCAACAACUUACAAGACACUGAAACAGUAAAAUUACAGUUUCAAGCUCCGGUAAAAUGCGGCCAUUAUUCCUAUAUAGCAAUAGUAAGAUCUGACUCGUAUAUGGAAGUUGACGUUUCUAAGGUCUUCAAGAUUGAUGUGCAAGAAGCGAAGGAAAUUGAGACUAAACAAUGGGACUUUGAUACGGAUGAAGACGAAGAUAAGGAUAAUGAGAGUGGUGAGAGUGAGUGGGACGAGGAGGAGAGUGAUUGACACUGGGGAGGGGGGUGACAAGGGGGUGGGGGGAGAUUUUAUAUGCAGGGUGGUUCGGGGGAGGCCAUCCUCGAUACAUUCAGGAACGAAGUCAUUGAAUCAGUGAGAAUGAAGACGUGAGUGAGAUAAGGACACUCAGUGGGGUGGGGUGGGGUGUUAAAUUCCACGUGACUGGCACGAGGUGCUUGAUAUAUACAGCAAUCCAGUGAUUUAUAGUCCCACGGAUAUUUCUUUCCAAAUUGGUUUAAUUGAGAUUAGGUUCAAUUUUGCGAACACAUUUCCACUAAUUCCGCCCAAACUAGGUAAGCCAUUUCGAAAAUCAGUUUAUUAGAAAAUGUAGUCGUUGUCUUAGUAACCGUAUGUAUGUUAUGUUUGCCAGAGCCAUUUGCGAAAAAAUACAGAAAAUCCAAACAUUUUACUCAGUCGUUUGCAAGUUUAUAAACUUUCGUCAAUCAAUCUGUCUCGCGUGUGGUAUGCGAGGGAAUCGUGAUCUAAAAAGCGUUUAAAUUUGCGUUGUCUCAACAAUUUCGAAAUGGAAAUUUUUGGGGUUUUUUAAGCACGUCGAACUACAACAACUAGAAUUGACUUAUUUACAUCGCAGAACGCUCUCGCUUUACUAAAAUUAAUUAAGAAACCAUCCAUGACCCAGAACUGAGUUGCGGUUCACUGGU